Messenger RNA from Dentiscutata erythropus, 1401 nucleotides. The record is from the annotation of a GenBank genome assembly. Lineage: Eukaryota; Fungi; Glomeromycota; Glomeromycetes; Diversisporales; Gigasporaceae.
AAAUGCUGGUCUACUGAUCCGGACAGACGCCCAACACUGGAUCAUAUAUUAAAGGAACUUGAGAAGUUAUUAGUUGAACCAACCAUUGAAUUCAUCACGAAUAACACAAAUCAAAUAAUUACACAGUCCGAAUUAUAUCCUAGCGAAGACGAUUAUUUAAAUGAAUUUGAAUAUGAUCGCUGUAUUGAAUGUGAAAAUACAAUCGACAGUCUUAUUCUCAACGAUAUACCAUUAAAUGAACUUUCCUUUCGUAUUAAGAAAUCAUUGCCUCAAAGUCUUGAUGGUUUCACAUCAAUUUCUACAGAACAGCAUAAGAUAAUAAAGCCUAUCGAAUUGACAAAUGGAAAUUUGGUAAUAGAAUGUCCCGUGCAUUCAAGCUUAUCAGCAAAUGAUACUCACGAAGGUUCAAAAGAAUUUACACAUAUGAGAUAUACUGCCUGCACAAGCAAGCCAGACACUUUCAAGCAAGAAAAUUUUACUCUCCGUCAAUCUGAAUGUAUACCAAAGAGACAGACCGAACUAUUUAUCUUAAUAACUAUAAACGAUGAAAACGAAAUUCUACUAUCUAGCACUCUUCACGGAAUUAUAGAAAAUAUUACUUACUUUUGCUUUCUAACAGAGUCCCCGACAUGGGACAAAGACGGAUGGGAAAAGGUCGUCAUAUGUAUAAUUUCAGAUCGUAAUAAGAUUAAUAAACGGACUUUAUCCUAUUUAAAGGCUCUUGGCGUCUAUCAGGAUGGCAUUGCAAGAUCAAAAGUGAAUAAUAAAACUGUCAGGGCUCAUAUAUAUGAAUAUACAACUCAGAUGUCAAUUAAAUGCUCUAAGAAUUUCGUAGAUAAGAAAAGAAUUAUUUCAGCUCAAAUGCUCUUUUGUCUUAAAGAAAAGAACAAAGGAAAAAUUGGUUCCCAUAAGUGGUUUUUUAAUGCCUUUUGUCCAAUCCUUAGCCCAAAAAUAUUUGUUCUGAUUAAAGUUGGUGGUGUCAAACCAGUCGAUGAAUCUAUUUAUCAUUUGUGGAAAGUAUUUUCAAAUGAUCAAGUUGCGGGUACUUGUGGCAAAUUAUUAGUUAACAAUAGAGGCUGGACCAAAUUGUUAAAUCCAAUCGCUGGUGCCCUGGUUUUUGAGAAUAAAAUAUCUAAUAUUAUUAACAAACCAUUCGAAUCAAUCUUUGGCUACAUUUCCUCUUUAUCUAAGGACUUCUCUGCAUAUCGAUAUUCUGCUUUUCAGAAUAUUACAAACGAUACUGAAGAUGCAUCCAAUAAUAACAUACUUGCUAAGAAUGAUUAUCUUGCUAAUAACAAUGCCAUUUGUUUUGAAUUGAUUUCUAAGCAUAAAUUUUCUUGGAUAUUGCAAUAUGAAAAUUCAUCCCAAGCUGAAGUAGAUGUACCUAACAAUUUUGCUUGA